GAAACCCUAUCAGUGUGUGGAAUGUGGAAAGAGCUUCACUACUAGCUCCUAUCUCACAUCCCAUCAGAAAAUUCAUACAGGAGAGAAACCCUAUCAGUGCAUGGAAUGUGGAAAGAGCUUCCGUGACAAGAGAAGUCUUUCUUCUCAUCAACGAAUUCAUGCAAGGGAGAAAACUUAUCAGUGUGUGGAAUGUGGAAAGAGCUUCAGUACAAGCUCCCAUCUCACAGACCAUCAUAGAAUUCAUACAGGAGAGAAACCCUAUCAGUGCAUAGAAUGUGGAAAGAGCUUCAGUAGGAGCUCCCAUCUCACUUCCCAUCACAGAAUUCAUACAGGCGAGAAACCUUAUCGGUGCAUGGAAUGUGGAAAAAGCUUCAGUAUGAGCUCCUCUCUCAGUUCCCAUCAAAGAAUUCAUACGGGAGAGAAACCCCAUCAGUGUGUGGAAUGUGGAAAGAGCUUCAGUACAAUUACCCAUCUCAAUACCCAUCAAAGAAUUCAUACGGGAGAGAAACCCUAUCAGUGCAUGGAAUGUGGAAAGAGCUUCCGUCGGAGCACCGAUCUCACUUUCCAUCAAAGAAUUCAUACAGGGGAGAAAUCAUAUCAUUGCUUUGAAUGUGGAAAGAGCUUCAGUAAAAGCUCCCAUCUUAAUACCCAUCAAAGAAUUCACAGAGGGGAGAAACCAUAUCAGUGUAACGAAUGUGGAAAGAGCUUCAGUCAUAGCUCCCAUCUCACUUCCCAUCAAAUAAUUCAUACAGGGGAGAAACCAUAUCACUGCUUGGAAUGUGGAAAAAGCUUCAGUGCGAGCUCCUCUCUGAGUUCCCAUCAGAGAAUUCAUACAGGAGAGAAACCCUAUAAAUGUGUGCAAUGUGGAAAGAGCUUUCGUAAGAGCCACCAUCUCACUUCCCAUCAAAGAAUUCAUACAGGGGAGAAACCCUAUCAGUGUGUGGAAUGCGGAAAGAGCUUCAGUAUGAGCUCGAAUCUCACUUCCCAUCAAAUAAUUCAUACAGGGGAGAAACCGUAUCAAUGCAUGGAAUGUGGGAAGAGCUUCAGUCACAAUUCCUCUUUCACUUCCCAUCAAAGAAUUCAUACAGGGGAGAAACCCUAUCAGUGCUUGGAAUGUGGAAAGAACUUCAGAAGGAGCUCCCACCUCACUGACCAUCAUAGAAUUCAUACAGGGGAGAAACCCUUUCAGUGCUUGGAAUGUGGAAAGACAUUCUGUCGGAGCACCGAUCUCAGUUCCCAUCAAAGAAUCCAUACAGGGGAUAAACCAUACAAUUGCUUGGAAUGUGGAAAGAGCUUCAGUCACAACUCCUCUCUCACUUCCCAUCAAAGAAUUCAUACGGGGAAGAAACCCCAUCAGUGCGUGGAAUGUGGAAAGACAUUCUGUCGGAGCACUGAUCUCAUGUCCCAUCAAAGAAUUCAUUCAGGGGAGAAACCCUAUCAGUGCGUGGAAUGUGGAAAGCGAUUCUGCCGGAGUACCGAUCUCACUUUCCAUCAAAGAAUUCAUACAGGGGAGAAACCAUAUAAUUGCUUGGAAUGUGGAAAAAGCUUCAGUACGAGCUCCAAUCUCACUUCCCAUCAAAGAAUUCAUACAGGGGAGAAACCCUAUCAGUGUGCGGAAUGUGGAAAGAGCUUCAGUACAAGUUCCGAUCUCACUAAGCAUCAGAGAAUUCAUACAGGGGAUAAACCGUAUCAAUGCAUGGAAUGUGGAAAGAGCUUCAGUCACAACUCCUCUCUCACUUCCCAUCAAAGAAUUCAUACAGGGGAGAAACUCUAUAAGUGUGUGGAAUGUGGAAAAAGCUUCAGUAAGAGCUCCAAUCUCAUGACCCAUCAGAGAAUUCACAGAGGGGAUAAACCCUAUCAGUGUGUGGAAUGUGGAAAGAGCUUCAUUACAAGCUUCUCUCUCACUUCCCAUCAAAGAAUUCAUACAGGAGAGAAACCCUAUCAGUGCGUGGAAUGUGGAAAGAACUUCAGCUGUAGCUCCGCUCUCAGUUGCCAUCAAAGAAUGCAUACAGGGGAGAAGCCAUAUCAGUGUGUGGAAUGUGGAAAGAGCUUCAGGAAGAGCUCCGACCUCACUUCCCAUCAAAGAAUUCAUACUGGGGAGAAACCCUAUAAUUGUGUGGAAUGUGGAAGGAACUUCACUGCUGGCUCCUCUCUGAGUUCCCAUCAGAAAAUUCAUACAGGGGAGAAACCCUAUCAGUGCUUGGAAUGUGGAAAACACUUCAGAAAGAGCUCCGAUCUCACUUUCCAUCAAAGAAUUCAUACAGGGGAGAAGCCCUAUCAAUGUGUGGAAUGUGGAAAGAGCUUCAGGAAGAGCUCCCAUCUCACUUCCCAUCAAAGAAUUCAUACAGGGGAGAAACCCUAUCAAUGUGGGAAAUGUGGAAAGAGCUUUAGUCACAGUGGCCAUCUCACUUCCCAUAUAAUAAUUCAUACAACAGAGAAACCAUAUCAGUGCUUGGAAUGUGGAAAGAGCUUCAGUACGAACUCCUCUCUGAGUUCCCAUCAGAGAAUUCAUACAGGAGAGAAACCCUAUCACUGUAUGGAAUGUGGAAAGAGCUUCAGUACGAGCUCCUCUCUCACUUCCCAUCAAAUAAUUCAUACAACAGAGAAACCAUAUCAGUGCUUGGAAUGUGGAAAGAGCUUCAGUACGAGCUCCUCUCUGAAUUCCCAUCAGAGAAUUCAUACAGGAGAGAAACCGUAUCAGUGUGUGGAAUGUGGAAAGUCCUUCAGUCACGGAUCCCAUCUCACUUACCACCAGAGAAUUCAUACAGGUGAGAAACCUUAUCAUUGUGUGGAAUGUGGAAAGAGCUUCACUAAGAGAUCUGAUCUCACUAAACAUAAGAGAAUUCACGGAGGGGAGAAACCCUAUCACUGUGUAGAAUGUGGGAAGAGCUUCAUUCAGGGCUCCCAUCUCACUUCCCAUCAAAGAAUUCAUACAGGGGAGAAACCAUAUAAUUGUUUGGAAUGUGGUAAGAGCUUCAGUCAGAGCUCCCAUCUCACUUCCCAUCAAAGAAUUCAUACAGGGCAGAAACCCUAUGAGUGCAUGGAAUGUGGGAAGAACUUCAGGAAGAGCUCUGAUCUCAUGUCCCAUCAAAGAAUUCAUACAGGGGAGAAGCCAUAUCACUGCAUGGAGUGCGGAAAGAGCUUCUGUCAAAAGGCCAAUCUUACUUCCCAUCAAGUAAUUCAUACAGGGGAGAAACCCUAUCAGUGUGUGGAAUGUGGAAAGAGUUUUAGUAUGAACUCCUCUCUCAUUUCCCAUCAACGAAUUCAUACAGGGGAGAAACCAUAUCAGUGUGUGGAAUGUGGAAAGAGCUUCAGGGACAGCUCUCAACUCAGUUCCCAUCAAAGAAUUCAUACAGGGGAGAAACCCUAUCAGUGCAUAGAAUGUGGAAAGAGAUUCCUUCGGAGCACUGAUCUCACUUCCCACCAAAGAAUUCAUACAGGGGAGAAACCCUAUCAGUGCUUGGAAUGUGAAAAGAGCUUCAGUAACAGCUCCUCUCUCACUUCCCAUCAAAGAAUUCAUACAGGGGAGAAACCCUAUCAGUGUGUGGAAUGUGGAAAGAACUUCAGUAACAGCUCCUCUCUCACUUCCCAUCAAAGAAUUCAUACAGGGGAGAAACCCUAUCAGUGCAUUGAAUGUGGAAAGUGUUUCAGGAAGAGCUUCUCUCUCACUUCCCAUCAAAGAAUUCAUACAGGGGAGAAACCCUAUCAUUGUGGGGAAUGUGGAAAGAGCUUUAGUCAGAGUGGUCAUCUCACCUCCCAUCAAAGAAUUCAUACAGGUGAGAAACCCUAUCAGUGCCUGGAAUGUGGAAAGAGCUUCAGUUUGAGCUCCUAUCUCACUUCCCAUCAAAGAAUUCAUACAGGGGAGAAACCCUAUCAAUGCGGGGAAUGUGGAAAGUGCUUCAGUCAGGGCUCCUCUCUCACUUCCCAUCAAAGAAUUCAUACAGGUGAGAAACCCUAUCAGUGCAUGGAAUGUGGAAAGAGCUUCAGCUGGAGCACCGAUCUCACUUCCCACCAAAAAAUUCAUACAGGGGAGAAACCCUAUCAAUGUUUGCAAUGUGGAAAGUGCUUCAGUUUGAGCUCCUAUCUCACUUCCCAUCAAAGAAUUCAUACAGGGGAGAAACCCUAUCAGUGCAUGGAAUGUGGAAAGAGCUUCAGGAAGAGAUCCCAUCUCACUUCGCACCAAAUAAUUCAUACAGGGGAGAAACCCUAUCAGUGCAUGGAAUGUGGCAAAAGCUUCAGUCACAGUUCCUCUCUCACAUCCCAUCAGAGAAUUCAUAGAGGGGAGAAACCAUAUAAUUGUUUGGAAUGUGGAAAGAGUUUCAGCAAGAACUCCAAUCUCACCAAACAUCAGAGAAUUCAUACAGGGGAGAAACCCUAUCAUUGCUUGGAAUGUGGAAAGAGCUUCAGUCAGAGCUCCUCUCUCACUUCCCAUCAGAGAAUUCAUACAGGAGAGAAACCCUAUCAGUGUGUGGAAUGUGGAAAGAGCUUCAGUAGGAGCACCGAUCUCAUUUUCCACAAAAGAAUUCAUACAGGGGAGAAGCCAUAUCAGUGUGUGGAAUGUGGAAAGAGCUUCAGCGACAGCCGCAAUCUCAUUUUCCAUCAAAUAAUUCAUACAGGGGAGAAGCCCUAUCAGUGCGUGGAAUGUGGAAAGAGCUUCAGCGACAGCCGCAAUCUCACUUCCCAUCAAAGAAUUCAUAGAGGGGAGAAACCCUAUCAAUGUUUGGAAUGUGGAAAGAGCUUCAGUAGGAGCACCAAUCUCACUUCCCAUCAAAGAAUUCAUACAGGGGAGAAACCCUAUCAGUGUGUGGAAUGUGGAAAGAGCUUCAGUCACAGCCAGAAUCUCACUUCCCAUCAAAGAAUUCAUACAGGGGAGAAACCCUAUCAGUGUGUGGAGUGUGGAAAGAGCUUCAGUAAGAGCUCCUCUCUAACUUCCCAUCAAAGAAUUCAUACAUGGGAGAAACUCUUUCAGUGUGCAGAAUGUGGAAAGAGCUUCAGUAGGAGCACUGAUCUCAUUUCCCAUCAAAGAAUUCAUACAUGGGAGAAACUCUUUCAAUGUGCAGAAUGUGGAAAGAGCUUCAGUAGUAUUACCAAUCUCACUUCCCAUCAAAGAAUUCAUACAGGGCAAAAACUCUAUCAGUGUGCGGAAUGUGGAAAGAGCUUCGGGAAGAACUCCACUCUCACUUCCCAUCAAAAAAUUCAUACAGGGGAGAAACCUUAUCAGUGUGUGGGAUGUGCAAAAAGCUUCAGUCGGAGCUCCUCUCUCACUUCCCAUCAGAGAAUUCAUACAGGGGAGAAACCCCAUCAGUGUGUGGAAUGUGGAAAGAGCUUCAGUACGAGCUGCAAUCUCACUUCCCAUCAAAGAAUUCAUACAGGGGAGAAACCCUAUCAGUGUGUGGAGUGUGGAAAGAGCUUCAGUCACAGCCAGAAUCUCACUUCCCAUCAAAGAAUUCAUACAGGGGAGAAACCCUAUCAGUGUGUGGAGUGUGGAAAGUGCUUCAGUAAGAGCUCCUCUCUGACUUCCCAUCAAAAAAUUCAUUCAAAGGAGAAGCUAUCAGUGUGCAUGGAAUGUGGAAAGAGCUUCAGUCGGAAUGACACUCUCAAUUCCCAUCAAAGAAUUCACACAGGGGAGAAACCCUAUCAUUGUGUGGAAUGUGGAAAGAGCUUCAGUCGGAGGGAUAUUCUCACUUCCCAUCAGAGAAUUCAUACAGGGGAGAAACCUUAUCAAUGCAUGGAAUGUGGAAAGAGCUUCAGUCAGAGAUCUGAUCUCACUUCCCAUCAGAGAAUUCAUAGAGGGGAGAAACCAUAUCAGUGCGUGGAAUGUGGAAAGAGCUUCAGUCGGAGCGACGCUCUCACUUCCCAUCACAGAAUUCAUACAGGGGAGAAACCCUAUCACUGUGUGGAAUGUGGAAAGAGCUUCAGUCAUAGCUCAUCUCUCACUUCCCAUCAAAGAAUUCAUACAGGGGAGAAACCCUAUCAGUGCUUUGAAUGUGGAAAGAGCUUCAGUCAGAGUUCUGAUCUCGCCACCCAUCAAAUAAUUCAUACAGGGGAGAAACCCUAUCAGUGUGUGGAAUGUGGAAAGAGCUUCAGUCAUAGCUCAUCUCUCACUUCCCAUCAAAAAACUCAUACAAGGGAGAAAUCCUAUCAGUGUGUGGAAUGUGGAAAGAGCUUCAGUCGGAACAACGUUCUCACUUCCCAUCGAAGAAUUCAUACAGGGGAGAAACCCUAUCAGUGCAUGGAAUGUGGAAUGAGCUUCAGUCAGAGCUCCAAUCUCACUUCCCAUCAAAGAAUUCAUACAGGAGAGAAACCCCACCAUUGUGUGGCAUGUGGAAAGAGCUUCAGUAUGAAGGCCUCUCUCACUUCCCAUCAAAGAAUUCAUACAGGAGAGAAACCCUAUCAGUGCGUGGAAUGUGGAAAGAGCUUCAGUCAGAGUUCCGAUCUCACUAAGCAUCAGAGAAUUCAUACAGGGGAGAAACCCCAUCAGUGUGUGGAAUGUGGAAAGAGCUUCAGUAAUAGCUCAUCUCUCACUUCCCAUCAAAGAAUUCAUACAGGGGAGAAACCCUAUCAGUGCUUUGAAUGUGGAAAGAGUUUCAGUCACAGUUCCGAUCUCACUUCCCAUCAAAGAAUUCAUACAGGGGAGAAACCCUAUCAGUGUAUGGAAUGUGGAAAGAGCUUCCGUCACAGCCGCAAUCUCACUUCCCAUCAAAGAAUUCAUACAGGGGAAAAACCUUACCAAUGUGUGGAAUGUGGAAAGAGCUUCAGUCAGAGCUCCAAUCUCACUUCCCAUCAAAGAAUUCAUAACAAAGAGAAACCCUAUCAGUGCAAGGAAUGUGGAAAGAGCUUCAGUAGGAGCUCCUCUCUCACUAAGCAUCAGAAAAUUCAUACAGGGGAGAAACCCUAUCAGUGUGUGGAAUGUGGAAAGAGCUUCACUGAAAACUCCAAUCUCACUAAGCAUCAGAGAAUUCAUACAGGGGAGAAGCCCUAUCAGUGUGUGGAAUGUGGAAAGAGCUUCAUUAGCAGCCAUAGUCUCAUUACCCAUCACAGAAUUCAUACAGGGGAGAAACCUUAUCAGUGUGUGGAAUGUGGAAAGAGCUUCAAUAACAUUCAUAGUCUCACUAUCCAUCACAGAAUUCAUACAGGGGAGAAACCUUAUCAGUGUGUGGAAUGUGGAAAGAGCUUCAGUCAAGGCCAAAAUCUCACUUCCCAUCAAAGAAUUCAUACAGGCGAGAAACCCCAUCAGUGUGUGGAGUGUGGAAAGAGCUUCAGUAGGAGCUCCUCUCUCACUUCCCAUCAAAGAAUUCAUACAGGGGAGAAACCCUAUCAGUGUGUGGAAUGUGGAAAGAGCUUCAGUCAUGGCUCAAAUCUCACUUCCCAUCAGAGAAUUCAUACAGGAGAGAAACCCUAUCAGUGUGUGGAAUGUGGAAAGAGCUUCACUGAAAACUCCAAACUCACUAAGCACCAGAGAAUUCAUAUAGGGGAGAAACCUUAUCAGUGUGUGGAAUGUGGAAGGAGCUUCAGUACGGGCUCUGAUCUCACUUCCCAUCAAAGAAUUCAUACAGGGGAGAAACCUUAUCAGUGCAUGGAAUGUGGAGAGAGCUUCAGUCAUGCCUCAACUCUCACUUCCCAUCGAAGAAUUCAUACAGGGGAGAAACCCUAUCAGUGUGUGGAAUGUGGAAAGAGCUUCAUUAAUUGCUCAAAGCUCACUUCCCAUCAGAGAAUUCAUACAGGAGAGAAACCCUAUCAGUGUGUGGAAUGUGGAAAGUGCUUCACUGAAAACUCCAAACUCACUAAGCAUCAGAGAAUUCAUACAGGGUAGAAGCCUUAUCAGUGCGUGGAAUGUGGAAAGAGCUUCAGUAAGAGCCACAAUCUCACUUCCCAUCAAAGAAUUCAUACAGGGGAGAAACCUUAUCAGUGCGUGGGAUGUGGAAAGAGCUUCAGUAAGAGCCACAAUCUCACUUCCCAUCAAAGAAUUCAUACUGGAAAAAAACCCUAUCAGUGCGUGGAAUGUGGAAAGAGCUUCAGUCAGAUCUCCUCUCUCACUUCCCAUCAGAGAAAUCAUACAGGGGAGAAACCCUAUCAGUGUGUGGAAUGUGGAAAGAGCUUCAUUAACAGCCAUAGUCUCACUACCCACCACAGAAUUCAUACAGGGGAGAAACCUUAUCAGUGUGUGGAAUGUGGAAAGAGCUUCAUUAGCAGCCAUAGUCUCACUACCCAUCACAGAAUUCAUACAGGGGAGAAACCUUAUCAGUGUGUGGAAUGUGGAAAGAGCUUCAGUCAGAGUGCCAGUCUCACUUCCCAUCACAGAAUUCAUACAGGGGAGAAACCUUAUCAGUGUGUGGAAUGUGGAAAGAGCUUCAGUCAAGGCCAAAGUCUCACUUCCCAUCAAAGAAUUCAUACAGGCGAGAAACCCCAUCAGUGCAAGGAAUGUGGAAAGAGCUUCAGUAGGAGCUCCUCUCUCACUUCCCAUCAAAGAAUUCAUACAGGGGAGAAACCCUAUCAGUGCAAGGAAUGUGGAAAGAGCUUCACUAAUAACUCCGAUCUCACUUCCCAUCAAAGAAUUCAUACAGGGGAGAAACCCUAUCAGUGUGUGGAAUGUGGAAAGAGUUUCAGUCAUGGCUCAAAUCUCACUACCCAUCAGAGAAUUCAUACAGGAGAGAAACCCUAUCAGUGUGUGGAAUGUGGAAAGAGCUUCACUGAAAACUCCAAUCUCACUAAGCACCUGAGAAUUCAUACAGGGGAGAAACCUUAUCAGUGCAUGGAAUGUGGAAAGAGUUUCAGUACGGGCUCUGAUCUCACUUCCCAUCGAAGAAUUCAUACAGGGGAGAAACCUUAUCAGUGCGUGGAAUGUGGAAGGAGCUUCAGUACGGGCUCUGAUCUCACUUUCCAUCAAAGAAUUCAUACAGGGGAGAAACCUUAUCAGUGCGUGGAAUGUGGAAAGAGCUUCAGUAAGAGCCACAAUCUCACUUCCCAUCAAAGAAUUCAUUCUGGAGAGAAACCCUAUCAGUGCAAGGAAUGUGGAAAGAGCUUCAGUAGGAGCUCCUCUCUCACUAAGCAUCAGAAAAUUCAUACAGGGGAGAAACCCUAUCAGUGUGUGGAAUGUGGAAAGAGCUUCACUGAAAACUCCAAUCUCACUAAGCAUCAGAGAAUUCAUACAGGGGAGAAGCCCUAUCAGUGUGUGGAAUGUGGAAAGAGCUUCAUUAGCAGCCAUAGUCUCAUUACCCAUCACAGAAUUCAUACAGGGGAGAAACCUUAUCAGUGUGUGGAAUGUGGAAAGAGCUUCAAUAACAUUCAUAGUCUCACUAUCCAUCACAGAAUUCAUACAGGGGAGAAACCUUAUCAGUGUGUGGAAUGUGGAAAGAGCUUCAGUCAAGGCCAAAAUCUCACUUCCCAUCAAAGAAUUCAUACAGGCGAGAAACCCCAUCAGUGUGUGGAGUGUGGAAAGAGCUUCAGUAGGAGCUCCUCUCUCACUUCCCAUCAAAGAAUUCAUACAGGGGAGAAACCCUAUCAGUGUGUGGAAUGUAGAAAGAGCUUCAGUCAUGGCUCAAAUCUCACUUCCCAUCAGAGAAUUCAUACAGGAGAGAAACCCUAUCAGUGUGUGGAAUGUGGAAAGAGCUUCACUGAAAACUCCAAACUCACUAAGCACCAGAGAAUUCAUAUAGGGGAGAAACCUUAUCAGUGUGUGGAAUGUGGAAGGAGCUUCAGUACGGGCUCUGAUCUCACUUCCCAUCAAAGAAUUCAUACAGGGGAGAAACCUUAUCAGUGCAUGGAAUGUGGAGAGAGCUUCAGUCAUGCCUCAACUCUCACUUCCCAUCGAAGAAUUCAUACAGGGGAGAAACCCUAUCAGUGUGUGGAAUGUGGAAAGAGCUUCAUUAAUUGCUCAAAGCUCACUUCCCAUCAGAGAAUUCAUACAGGAGAGAAACCCUAUCAGUGUGUGGAAUGUGGAAAGUGCUUCACUGAAAACUCCAAACUCACUAAGCAUCAGAGAAUUCAUACAGGGUAGAAGCCUUAUCAGUGCGUGGAAUGUGGAAAGAGCUUCAGUAAGAGCCACAAUCUCACUUCCCAUCAAAGAAUUCAUACAGGGGAGAAACCUUAUCAGUGCGUGGGAUGUGGAAAGAGCUUCAGUAAGAGCCACAAUCUCACUUCCCAUCAAAGAAUUCAUACAAAGGUUGGAAAAUCCUUCAUUAUAUAACUUUAGGAGCCAGUCAAAUACCCACCUUCUUAACCAGGCCCCCCAUCAAUAUUUUAUUCAAGUCGGCACCACUGGGUA
This is a messenger RNA of Lacerta agilis (Sand lizard), 10264 nucleotides long. RefSeq lists its product as uncharacterized. The transcript has 14 exons. Gene Ontology annotation, molecular function: DNA-binding transcription factor activity, RNA polymerase II-specific; RNA polymerase II cis-regulatory region sequence-specific DNA binding. Gene Ontology annotation, biological process: regulation of transcription by RNA polymerase II. Lineage: Eukaryota; Metazoa; Chordata; Lepidosauria; Squamata; Lacertidae. The record is from RefSeq and is a predicted model, not a curated record.